AAGAAACGGAAGGAGUCCACGAUCACCUCAGGCCGAUGAGUGCGGGACGACAUCCAAAGCACUGACGACUCGAGUUGAGCUUUAUUCUUUGAGUUUGAGUGCUUUUGAGUGGAGAAGACAGCAUGUCUUCCUCCGCUAUAUUUGUGCUGGAUCUGGAGGGGGAGGUGUUGAUUUGUCGGAACUACAAAGGCGACGUGGACAUGGCGGAGAUCGACCGCUUCCUGCCUUUACUCAUGCAGCACGAAGAGGAAGGGCUGCUCUGCCCGGUGCUGUCCCACGGCAAGGUCCACUUCAUGUGGAUCAAACACAGCAACCUGUACCUGGUGUCCACGACAAACAAGAACUCCAACGCCUCCCUUGUAUACUCAUUUCUAUACAAAAUAGUCGAGGUGUUCACCGAAUACUUCAAGGAGCUGGAGGAGGAAAGCAUUCAGGAUAAUUUUGUGGUCGUCUACGAGCUGCUGGAUGAGCUGAUGGACUUUGGAUUCCCUCAGACGACCGACAGCAAGAUUCUACAGGAGUACAUCACUCAGGAAGGCGCCAAGCUCGAGGUGGGGAAAUCCAAGGUGCCGACCACCGUCACCAACGCCGUCUCCUGGAGGUCAGAGGGUAUCAAAUACAAGAAGAACGAGGUCUUCAUUGAUGUCAUUGAGUCCAUUAACGUGCUGGUGAAUGCCAAUGGCAGCGUGAUGAGCAGCGACAUAGUGGGCAGCAUUAAGCUGAAGACGAUGCUCUCUGGGAUGCCGGAGCUGCGCCUGGGCCUCAACGAUCGAGUGCUCUUUGGUCUCACCGGACGUGACAAGGGAAAGACGGUGGUGAUGGAGGACGUGAAGUUCCACCAGUGUGUUCGUCUCUCGCGCUUUGAUAGCGAUCGAACCAUCUCCUUCAUUCCUCCAGACGGGGAGUCUGAACUCAUGUCGUACCGCAUCAACACCCACGUGAAGCCUCUCAUAUGGAUUGAGUCCGUCAUCGAGAAAUUCUCUCACAGCAGAGUGGAAAUCAUGGUUAAGGCAAAAGGUCAAUUUAAGAAACAGUCUGUGGCAAACAAUGUUGAGGUGAGGGUCCCCGUGCCCAGUGAUGCCGACUCACCGAAGUUUAAAACCAGCACCGGACAGGCCAAAUAUGUGCCCGAGAAGAACAUGGUGGUUUGGACCAUCAAGUCUUUCCCUGGAGGUAAAGAGUUUCUGAUGAGAGCACAUUUUGGUCUGCCGAGUGUGGAAAACAAUGAGCUUGAGGGAAAACCUCCAGUUACCGUCAAAUUUGAGAUUCCAUACUUCACAGUCUCAGGAAUACAGGUGCGAUAUAUGAAGAUCAUUGAGAAAAGUGGUUACCAGGCUUUACCGUGGGUCCGGUACAUUACACAGAGUGGAGACUACCAGCUCCGGACCAAUGUGUAAAACCAGCGGAAUUUCUGUAUUCGUCACCUCCACCUGGUCCUGCAGAUGAACAACCAUAGACAACUUUAACUGAACUGUCUUUAAAUUUCAACCACUCUAUUUAAUGAUAAUGACUCUAUUUUCUAUGUUGUUUUAUGAAAUCCGUGUACAACUGUGUUUUAAUGUUUCUAUUGUGUGAUCAUUGCAGAUUAUUGAAAUGCUUAAUGAAAUCAUUCCUUUAAAAAAA
Messenger RNA from Gasterosteus aculeatus aculeatus (three-spined stickleback), 1623 nucleotides. RefSeq names its product adaptor related protein complex 1 subunit mu 2 (gene ap1m2). Gene Ontology annotation, biological process: intracellular protein transport; vesicle-mediated transport. Gene Ontology annotation, cellular component: clathrin adaptor complex. The record is from RefSeq and is a predicted model, not a curated record. Lineage: Eukaryota; Metazoa; Chordata; Actinopteri; Perciformes; Gasterosteidae.